AGAUUGGGAGGAAGAGGAGGAGGAGGAGGAAGGCCGGGGAGGAACGAGAAGUGAGUGGGGGGAAAGCAUCGGAAUCCAACCGACCGCCCCCACCCUCUCCGAUCAACCAAUCUUCUCCUUCUCUGCGCAACUCUCCCUCUCCCUCUCUCUCUCCUUCCGUUUGGCGGGCGCCGUGCAUUGUUUGACCGUCGACGUCGCGAUGAACGAAGUGAUCACGGCCUCCGACGCUUCGUCCGCCUUCCGAUCCGCUUCGUCGCGGCCGCCGCUCGUCCCCAUGAACUCCCCCCUCCUCUCCGCUCUGCUCUCGCUGGCUCUCGCCCAGUUCCUCAAGCCAUUCACCUGCUGGCUCAAGGAGAAGAGAUGGGACUCCAGGAAAAUGCUUGGUUCAGGUGGAAUGCCAUCAUCACAUUCGGCUACUGUUACGGCUCUUGCUGUCGCUAUUGGUUUGCAAGAAGGACUCGAAGGAUCAGCAUUUGCUAUAGCGGUGGUCUUGGCUUGUGUUGUCAUGUAUGAUGCUUCUGGUGUAAGACUUCAUGCAGGUCGCCAAGCAGAAUUGCUAAAUCAAAUUGUGUGUGAACUACCCCCGGAACACCCCGUGUCCAGCUUUAAACCCUUACGAGACUCACUGGGGCAUACGCCCGUUCAGGUUGUUGCAGGUGCCUUAUUGGGAUGCGUUGUUGCAUAUCUAAUGAGAAGUCCCAGCUGAAAUUUGGCCUGAUACUGGAUAAUCUUUUGUUGGGAGUUGAUGGUGUACUUCGACAAAGGCUCUAAUUUUGACAUCAGUCGCCAACAUUUAGUCGGAUGGAAAGAAACGUGUGAAUGGGAUAUCUUCCUUAAGUGGGAAGAUCUAAUUAUCGUGAUUGUUUAGCGUCUUAAUGUGUGAAAUCCCAAGACAUGGGCUAGUUGCAUGUAAAUUUGGUGGCAAUAUGCUUUCGUUAGUCUUCUUAUUUCCUAUUUGCGCUUCUAAUCACAAUCUGAGCCGACAAAUACAGCUUUGAGCUCCUUACUAU
Messenger RNA from Syzygium oleosum, 1010 nucleotides. RefSeq lists its product as uncharacterized. The transcript is spliced from 5 exons. NCBI's taxonomy places the organism in Eukaryota, Viridiplantae, Streptophyta, Magnoliopsida, Myrtales, Myrtaceae. Bases 200 to 706 code for a protein of 168 amino acids. The record is from RefSeq and is a predicted model, not a curated record.